Molecule: messenger RNA, 1764 nt
Organism: Pseudomassariella vexata
Lineage: Eukaryota; Fungi; Ascomycota; Sordariomycetes; Amphisphaeriales; Pseudomassariaceae
Exons: 3
Coding region: 1-1764 (587 amino acids)
Biological process (GO): electron transport chain
Cellular component (GO): mitochondrial inner membrane
Molecular function (GO): electron-transferring-flavoprotein dehydrogenase activity; iron-sulfur cluster binding
Source: RefSeq, a predicted model, not a curated record
AUGGCAGGGGGCGUACGGCAUGUAGUCCAGGCUAGGGCCUUCGGUACCACACGGGCGAAUCGUUUCGCAGAUAUCGAAGAGUCCUUCGACCCGAAAUCUGUCGAACGUGAAAGCGACGAAGUCGACGUGUGUAUCGUAGGAGGGGGUCCCGCUGGGCUGAGCGCUGCGAUUCGUCUGAAACAACUGGCAAAUGCGAACGGCAACGAAGACUUCCGGGUCCUUCUGCUCGAAAAAGCUGGGGAAAUCGGGGCCCAUAUUCUCUCGGGUGCCGUCAUCCAACCCACCGGGAUUCAAGAGCUACUUCCGGACUGGUUGGACGAAGCCAACGAGAAUCGCUUCGAACAUGCAACCCCGGCCACCAGCGAGAAGAUGCGCUUCCUUACCAAGAGCAAGGCCGUGUGGGUCCCGACGCCUCCGCAGAUGCAAAAUCACGGCAACUACAUUGUCAGUCUGAAUCAAUUCACCAAGUGGCUGGGCGAACGCGCAGAAGAGGUUGGCGUUGAGGUCUACCCUGGAUUCGCUGCGGCCGAAGUUUUGUAUAAGCCCGAUGGAUCGGUCCACGGCGUGGCAACCAAUGAUCUGGGCAUCGGACGAGAUGGAAAGCCCAAGGAUAGCUUCGAACGCGGCAUGGAGUUCCACGCCAAAGUCACCAUGUUCGGCGAAGGAUGCCACGGUAGUUUAACCAAGCAAGUUGUCAAAAAGUUCGAUCUGAGGAGAGACAGCCAACAUCAGACUUACGCUUUAGGUCUCAAGGAAGUCUGGGAAGUUGCGCCCGAAAAGUUCGACAAAGGGCUAGUCGCCCACUCUUUAGGAUAUCCCCUUCCUGCCGACACCUAUGGCGGUGGGUGGAUGUACCACUUCGGGGACAAUCUUGUUAGCAUUGGGCUCGUGGUUGCUCUCGACUACUCGAACCCGUGGCUAUCGCCGUAUGGCGAGUUUCAAAAAAUGAAACAUCACCCGAUGUACAAGACCGUCCUCGAGGGUGGAAAGUGCAUCUCGUACGGCGCAAGAGCUUUGGUUGAGGGUGGGUUCCAGUCCAUACCAAAGGUCGCAUUCCCUGGCGGUGCCUUAAUCGGAGACUCCGCCGGAUUCAUCAAUGUCCCCAAAGUCAAGGGCACACACAACGCAAUGAAGUCAGGAAUCCUGGCUGCUGAGGCGGCCUGGGACGCGCUCCAGGGUGAUACGGAAGGAUCCGUCUUCCUUUAUCAGUACGAAGAAUCAUUACGAAAGUCAAGUAUAUGGAAAGAAUUGAAAGAAGUUCGAAACAUACGGCCAUCAUUCCAUACGCCUCUGGGAUUGUACGGCGGCAUGAUGUACUCGGGGCUCGAGGCAUUCGUCCUCAAGGGGAGAGUUCCGUGGACCCUAAAACACAAAACAGAGGACCACGCGGCCACGAAACACGCAGAUUCGUGUACUAAGAUCGAAUACCCGAAGCCAGACGGGAAGGUUUCAUUUGACAUACUGACCAGCGUCUCCCGAACGGGCACAAACCACGAGGAAGACCAACCAGUACAUCUCCAAGUCAAAGACUGGGAUGCCCACACCACAGACACGUGGCCCAGAUUUAAAGGUGUCGAGAACCGAUUCUGCCCUGCGGGUGUCUACGAAUAUGUUGAGGAUGAGUCCAAGCCACUACGAGUGCGUUUCCAGAUCAAUGCCCAAAACUGCAUUCACUGCAAAACGUGUGAUAUCAAGGCACCGAACCAAGAUAUCAACUGGGCCGUUCCUCAAGGUGCGGAGGGACCUAAAUACUACAUGACGUAG